Molecule: messenger RNA, 845 nt
Organism: Striga hermonthica
Lineage: Eukaryota; Viridiplantae; Streptophyta; Magnoliopsida; Lamiales; Orobanchaceae
Source: the annotation of a GenBank genome assembly
UUGGGUCGAUGAUAAAAAAACUGGCCUUUGUGCCACUCGUCGGCCCUCGGGCCGACGAUCAAAAAACUGGCCUUUGUGCCAUUCGUCGGUCCUCGGGCCGACGAUCAAUAAACUGGCCUCUGUGCCACUCGUAGGCCCUCGGACAAGUCGGGAAGGGCCGGUGGACAAAAAUCGGCCAUUAGGCUGUAAGUCAUGCCCAACGGGCCCAACUCGUGCCAGCCGUGGCCAAGUGCACAUAGCACCCUCGGCCGUGGCCAGGGCAGGCCCGGCAGCGGCCGUGCCCGUACCCAGUCCCGCCAGCAGUCGUGCCCAAAGUCGUGGCAAGGUAGUGAGCCGAGUCAGCAGCCAACCAACCGGUCCGAGCAGACCAGCAGUUUGGCCAGACCGGUUCAGAUCCGUCGCACAGUUUCGCGACUACCAUCCUGAGAAGUUCUCCGGUCAGGGAUAUCUGCGUAUCGUUGAUGAGUGGGUUCAGGGCCUUGAAUUGAUUUUCGAGGUCAUGGACUGUCAAGAUCGCUAUCGCGUUACUUGCGCACAGCUUCAGUUGACCGGUGAUGCCCGACUCUGGUGGAAUGCUUACUGGAGUAUGCGUCCCGGCGAGAAAGAAGGUUGUACCUGGGAGAGAUUCAAGGAGAUGAUCCGGGAGAUGUAUUAUCCCACGUACUACCGAGCUGAGAUGGAGCGGCAGUUUAUGUCGCUCAAACAGGGUACUCGUACUGUUGAUGAGUACGAGAGAGAGUUUACCAGACUCGGAGCUUUUGUUCCAGAUUUGGUACGUACUGAGGCACAGCGGGCACAGCGUUUCACUGACGGGCUUUACCCAGCAGUCCGUCACAAUAUUGUAG